ACGUGCGUGAGCGACCUCCAUUUCUCAUUAUAUUGUUCUAGUUAGAGUUGCAGUGCCCCGGUGGGCGAUGUGAAGCUGAUAGUUGACGAUGAUGCCAAAGACAAAAACAAAACAAUAAAAAAGUAUGAAUAAAUGGCACAGGAAUUGGGAAAUUGACAAAGUUAGGUUUGACUAAGCCGAUGAAGUCAACGCCGGCAAAAUUGAAAUUUGGAAAUUUGUUAGUUCCAAGUGUUCAAGAGCUUGCCAAACAGCACCUUACCAAUAUUCCGACCAGGUAUGUCCGUCCAGAACAGGAAUCUCCGGCCAUAUUCGCCGGAACGGCGGUUCCUUCUGUCCCAGUAAUCGAUCUUAAAGAGUUGAUGUCUGGUGAUUCCAUGGAUUCUGAGCUUCAAAAGCUUCACUCAGCUUGCCAACAAUGGGGUUUCCUCCAGGUUAUAAACCACGGAGUGACACCUUCAGUAGUGGAGGAGUUCAAGAGAGAGGUUACAGAGUUGUUCAAACUUCCAAUGGAAGAAAAGAAGAAGCUAUGGCAACAGGGAGACAGCUAUGAAGGUUUCGGGCAUUUAUUUGUUCUAUCGGAGGAUCAGAAGCUCGAUUGGAGUGAUAUGUUUGGCAUAACUACUCUUCCCCCUCAUAUGCGGAAAAUGGACUUGUUCCAAAAGUUGCCUCCCAAGCUCAGGCACAGCAUGGAAGCAUACUGCAAAGAAAUGAAGAGCCUAGCAAUAAGCAUCCUAUGUCAAUUGGCAAAGGCUUUAAGGAUGGAUGAAAAGGAAAUGAGAGAUCUAUUCAGUGAUGGUAUGCAGUCAAUGAGGAUGAAUUAUUAUCCUCCUUGCCCUGAGCCAGACAAGACCAUUGGCCUCAGCCCUCACUCUGAUGCUGAUGGCCUCACCAUCCUUAUUCAGCUAAAUGAAAUUGAAGGUCUCCAAGUGCGAAAAGACGGUGUUUGGGUGCCUGUAAAACCACUCCCAAAUGCUUUGAUUGUGAAUAUUGGCGAUAUGAUGGAGAUAGUGAGCAACGGUGUUUAUAGGAGCAUAGAGCACAGAGCAGUUGUAAAUUCAAACGAAGUGAGGCUAUCUGUUGCAACAUUCUAUACCGCCAACCUUGACUCCGAAUUGGGACCUGCACACAGUCUUAUUGGACCAAAUAAUCCAGCAAUUUUCCGUAGAGUUCCCGUGGAAAAAUAUUUACUGGAUUUUUUUUCACGAAAAAUUGAUGGAAAGUCGUAUGUUGAUUUCAUGAAGGUAGAGACGAGGGAUGACGAGUCCUAGAGGAAGCUGGGAAAAAAAACUCAUUGAUGGAAAAAGCAAGCUCGAGAAAGCUAGGUGGUUUUUUGAAAGUUCCCUAUGUUCGAGAGUUGGCAAAGCAACAACUAGCUGUGUGAUGAUAUAGAGAAGACUAUCUUGACAUCCAAUCCUUCAUCCUCUUUCAUAUUGCCUCAAGUUCCAGUUAUUGACAUGGAAAGACUGCUGGCAGUUGGAAAUAAUGAUCAUCAUGAUGAUUCAGAGUUUGAGAGGCUUCAUUUUGCUUGCAAAGACAGGAUUUUUCCAGGUAUAUUUCAAUGAUCAACCACUGUUCAUUUUAGGUAAGUUAUAGGAAUAGUGUAAAUGGUUAGUGAUGACUCAUUAGUCAUCAACAAUUACCCAGGGCGACCCUUCCAUAAAGCAAGUAAAGCAACCACUAUGGGCCCCAUGUGUUUGGGGGCCUAUUUUUUAUUACACCUAAUAAACUAUGUAUAACUUUUAAAAAAAUGUUCUGUAAAGUGAAAAAGUUUGAUUUC
Messenger RNA from Nicotiana tabacum (common tobacco), 1777 nucleotides. Its product is annotated as protein SRG1-like. The record is from RefSeq and is a predicted model, not a curated record. Lineage: Eukaryota; Viridiplantae; Streptophyta; Magnoliopsida; Solanales; Solanaceae.